AUGACGGGUAAGCUCGUUGGUUGGUCUGGCAAGGAUCCAUGCUUCCACUACCCAAUUCCUGGAGGUCUUUUGGACAGGGAUGUAAUUGAAAUAACCGGCAAAUUUACUGGCGAAAAGAUUGUGAUUGAAAUCUUGGCUGAGUCCUACGUGCAGAACGGUGUGAACAUUGCACUGCCGUUGCAAUUCACGCUUUCAAGCAAGGGGAAUUGGACUGCCUCCACGUACACCCAGGCUGUGCAUCGUCAAGUGCAGUCGGGCACCACCACGCCAAAGGAGAGUUUCCAAAUCCGCAUCAUCGCACUGGACACUGCAUUUGAGGUCUACCUUGAUGGAGUACACUUGUGUACGCAGAAGCACUUGAUUCCACUGCCGGAAGCUACCCACUUAUCGAUCGAUGGUGAUGCCGAAUUCACGGGCGUCGAGUUCAAGGAUUUGUGUACUGAGAACGACGCUUCCACGCAUAGUAACUCUUUGACGACUGAGCAAAAUCAGUUUGGAGCAGCGGCAGAAGUCACCCCGGGGUUCACGCGAUUUUCAGAAAACCGCCGCUCGUCCAAUCGGAAACCAAGGUCCCCCAUUCUAGUGCCAACUCACGGCAGUUUCAGGGCGAAACCAACUCUUGCAACAAAUCUAGAAGAACCAUCACUAAGUCAAGAAGUCUCUGUACCACCUGCCGUUAUAGCCGCAGCAGCUGCUGAGCCUGUGCACGCUGCAAUGGACUCUUCAAUGGGCAGUUUAACACCUACAGCCAUUUCUGGUAAACGAUCCCUUCAUGGUUCUGGUGUCGCCGGUUCUGGACAUCGGGAAUCAAAGCACAAAAGCCUUCGUGAGAAAUUACACUUAAAGAAAAGCUCUAAAGUCUCCACUUCAGCCGUCACGACUGAAGAAAACCAGUACGCAAACACUGGUAAAUUUAAUGAUGUUUGGGUGGAGGAAGGUGGUCGUGAACUUAGUGCUGAUGGCACCGGCGCUUUUGUUGUGGCUGGAGCAGUUUCGGAGCCCAAUCUUCACACACGACCAGAAAAGGAGAAGAAGCGCUUAUCCCUUUUGCAUGGGAGCAAGAAGACUCGCUCAGCGUCGUCGCCACCGGCUGAGGCGUCUGCAACAGCAGAAGGCAAGGAGAAGAAGAAGAAGCAUCACAUCGGACCACUUCACUUUGGGCAUGGAUCAAAGCACGAGGGAAAAUCGGCAAAGGAUGCAAAGAAAAAGACGUCCAGUGGGAAGGGUCUUGAAGCGCCGCAAAAAAGCUCCACGAUAGGUGCCGCUAAAGUUGCAGACGGAGGCUCUGCCGUGGGUACAGGCGCUGUUCUUGCUACCCAGGAAGUUAAACUCAACUCAGAAAACUCAAAUAUUGAUCCACUGCACGAGCCAGCUCCUACUCUCCUCGCUAAGGCCCAUGGAAGGCAGAAUUCCUCGUCUCCUGGCUCCUCACGACCAGCUUCGCAAGCGAAACCGAGUGUGCAUCUUGGUGGUCACGUCAAGGGUUUCUACGACCUACAGGAAGCUGAGAAAACUUAUGACGUUCAUCGCGGCACAUUUCGCAAAGUGGAAUCAGGCGCAGCAGUCGCCGUUGGUGCGGAGUCCAAUAGGUUAAGUCGAAGGAGUUCGAACUCCUCAACCACAAGUUCCAGAAACGCGGUUGCUUUCGAGAUUGCUCAAAACGCCCAAGCGUUUGACUUCGCAGCUCCCCCUGACGCUCGUAGCAGAAGUGCGUCCGCGUCGUCGCAUUCAAGCACCGAGUCAUUGAACAAGUUGGGUGCUGGCGCAGCCGCCGACACAGCGCAUACUAAAAAAUCAAAAGGCAAGUCAGGACAACUCAAGGGCGAGUCACCUGAGAUCGCGGACCAAAUGUUGAUGGGCCAUGCCACAAGCCUGAACUCACUUGAAAAUCUCACAUACACUGACCCGUCUCUCAACAUUCCUCUUCAGCUGGCUGGUUUGAGUGAGUCUGUGGUUUCCUCGUCCAAGGAUCUUCACAGCAAGAAGGAGGCUAAACUGAAAGGAGAUGCGUCUGAAAUUGCUGAUAACUUACUAGGCGAGAGGCGGGCCAUGUCUGGCGAAUUCACAACUUACACUAGUGACAACAAAACUGUACCCUUAAAACUCACUCACGAGGACCUUUUGUCUACCGGGGGAAAGGGUUUCACUCCUCUUGUCGGGCCGAAGGGUUCCUACGAUCUUGAGAACUCGUCUAGUGUUCCUGCUGGAAGCUAUAGGUUAAGGGAAGAUACAAACUGGAGUCUUGAUAGUGGCAGUAUAGUUGCGCAGACCACCGGGGAAAAUGUCCAGCAUUCUGAACCUCCAGUCGAAGCUCUUGCCGUCGGAGUUGCCGCACCAGCCGCCUCCAAGAAAAGCAAGAAGAUUUCCCUAAAAGGUGAGUCCGCCGAAAUUGCCUCGGACCUUUUGGAUGCCAGUAACAAGAACUUAAGGAUCCCAGACGGCGGAAACCCGUUGUGUGGUGAGAAUGGAGUGAUAGCUCCGUGGAAGCUAACUGCCACCAACAGAGAUGCACAGCUUGGCUCUUAUUACAAAUUCGGACAGACCCCAACCGAUUUGAGCAGUCGCAAUAGAAGCUUUGAUGACACUGGAGCUGGCAUUGGCGCAAUGGCUAUUGCAGCGGCACACGAGGAGAACGUCUACGCAGAAGCACCAUCUCCUGACCAACUAGUGGGUGGGGGCUCUUACGAAAGAGUCGACUCUUUCAACCUCAAGUCAUCUACUCUUCCUGCCUCGGGGAAGGUCAGUACUAAGGCUACAGGCUCUGCUCCUGGUUCAAGGGCAACCCUGCCGGCUGCUGGGGUGGUUGUGGCAAAAGACAAGGAUAAGAAAGACAAGAAGCACCAUGAAGGCGCGGAAAAGGGGAGGAAGCGAGAUCGCGUGUCUGGAUUUUUCCGGAGGAUUUUCCGAAGGAAGAAGAAGAGUGGUGGUGCUGCCACGCAAAGUGAUGACGAAGGUGGAGAGUACACUGGGGACUUCGAAUCCCUUCCCGAAAUGUACGAGAGAGGAAGCGACUCAGAGCGAUCUUUUGACUCGGAUGAUCACCAUGAAACCGAAUUCGCUAUCACUGCAUCGCCCAGCGAAACAGGUCUGUAUGCGGCGCAACUUCGAGGCGACCGAUCGGCCUUGAGUGUCAGCCGUCCAAUUGAAAGCAUGUGUGGCACAACUUUCGUUGCCUAUCCACUCAAGCUUACGUCGUUGGCUGUCGCCGAACAGUUACACGCUGCGUCGUUAAGUCAGACCUCUGGGGAUCGCGUCCACCGUAGUGAAUCGGCAUCUUCCUGGAGCUCCGUUUCUGUGGGGGGGACUCGUAGGAGACGCCGACGGCCAUCUCCUCAGGCUGUUGGAGGGAUCACACACCGGUCUGAAUCCUCAUCUUCGCACAGUUCCUUGAAGGGUUUCGCAUCUCGUGACAAAAUGGAGACCGAUAAGCCAGUGGUCGAAGUGUCCCACGCAAUCCCCUCUUUCGCCUCCAUUCCCACACACCGUUCUGCUUCUACCUCUUCAGAUUCUUGGAGAGGCAGGGACAGACCUGGCGUUGCCGACGGUAGCCUCAAAAAAGACCGCAGAUCAAUUUCGUUAUCUCGUUCUCCUUCUCCCGAACCUCCGAUGCCAUCACUUCAAAUGGAACAGCAAGUUUUUACCCACACGGCUCCUCCAAACGGCCGUGACCAGCCCUACAGUCCGUUUCAUGACUCUAAGAAGCAUGAAAAUGGAGCGGGCUCAACUUCAUCGUCUACUUCCUCCAUCAACAGUCUCUACGGUCGCAUUGUGAUCGUGGGACAAAGUUCGGACUUCUCCAAGCGCAUACAAUCAUUCCGAAAGCGGAUGCAGACCACCCCGAAAGCCAAGCGGUCGAAAGGCACUAAGAAGCGAGGCGAAAACGGCUUCGAUAGUGACACCUCGACCAGUUCAAUAUCCUCCAUCGAAUCUGCUCAACUGCCACCAACGGUGGUUAAGUCUAGGGAAGGACAGUUUGGUGUAUUACCCAACGCUGGAGAAACCAUUUUCUACGAUAAGCCCUUGAGAAAGGAGGACACAUAUGCAAAUAGUAUGCUUUGA
Messenger RNA from Mesocestoides corti, 4059 nucleotides. Lineage: Eukaryota; Metazoa; Platyhelminthes; Cestoda; Cyclophyllidea; Mesocestoididae. The record is from the annotation of a GenBank genome assembly.